Messenger RNA from Melopsittacus undulatus (budgerigar), 4759 nucleotides. It is a transcript of the gene N4BP1, whose product is annotated as NEDD4 binding protein 1. Gene Ontology annotation, cellular component: PML body; nucleus. The record is from RefSeq and is a predicted model, not a curated record. Gene Ontology annotation, biological process: negative regulation of proteasomal ubiquitin-dependent protein catabolic process; negative regulation of protein ubiquitination. NCBI's taxonomy places the organism in Eukaryota, Metazoa, Chordata, Aves, Psittaciformes, Psittaculidae. The transcript has 7 exons. Gene Ontology annotation, molecular function: RNA binding. The coding region runs from base 127 to 2556 and encodes 809 amino acids.
CUGGCUGUAGAAAGCUUCAGUCCUCUUCCUGACGCGAUCGGAUGACGUACACUGAGGGAGUCCGGGGGUUCCACUUGUUGUUUUGGGGGGUCUCAGCGCUAUGUAGGGUCUGAGCGGGCAGUGGCGAUGGCCGCUCGGUGGGCAGCCCGCGGCUCCGAGCCGUGGCUGGACGAGUUUACUCUCCCUGCGGAGAAGGACUAUCUCCUGGAGAGCAGCCGGGGCCGCAUCGAGUGCUUGUUCGAGGUGCAGCUGGCCGUGCUCGGGGCACAGGGAGACCAACGCAUCUGGGUGCAGCUGGCGGGCGACUGGAAGGCCGUGCGCGCUGCCAAGGAGUAUAUUAAGGGACUCUGUGAACCUGAACUAGAAGAAAAAGAGUACUACCCAAAGGACAUGCACUGCAUCUUUGUUGGUGCACAAAGCCUGUUUCUCAACAGUCUUAUUCAGGAUACAUGUGCUGACAUAUCAGUGCUAGAAAUAGGACUGCUCAGUAUUAAAGGGGGUGCAGAAGCUGUUGUUAUGGCUCAGAGUCAUAUUCAACAGUUUGUGAAACUUUUUGAGAGUAAUGAAAGCUUAUUAAGCGACAAUGAGUCAGAGAUUAAGAAGCAAUUCAGACAAUUUGUGGAAGCACAUGAAGAUAAAUACACAAUGGAUUUACUGAUUUUGCCUAGCUCUCUAAAAAGAGAGCUCCUAGCUCUCACACAAGCUGAAUGCUGUGAAGGGCAGAGCAGUAUCAUAGAUCUGACAGGUUCUGAAAGCCCAACAGAUUUUUUACAUAUCGAAGCCCCCAACGUGAUAGUAACAAACAGAGGUGGAAGAGCAGAUGAUGAGGAAGAAAGAAACAAUGCUGGGACACCUGUAACUGAACUUACAAAGCAAAUGGACAUUGUGUUUUCUGAUGCUCCUGGAACAAGUUUUGUUCCCAUAAAUGUGCCUGUGUUAGAGACAGUAGUGCCUAAAGAAAGGCAGUCAUGUAAAAGAAGAUCUUCCUAUGAUGAGGAAAGGCUUCCUAAAAAGCAGUUUUCUUCAGAAAAUGAUCAGGAAGUCAAAUUUUCACACAGUAAUCAUACAGAUAGUGAAGCAGUUAUUGAUCUGAUUUCAGAUAGCUGCAGUGAAAGUGGAUCAAAUGAUUCCAGUUAUGUUAAAGUAGGUGAUGAAAUCAGUGAGGAAAUGGAAUAUAGAAUCCUUGUGAACUUUUUCAGAACAAUGGGAUAUCACCAAAAUAUUGUAGAAAAAGUCAUUGGUAUCCUAGGGCAGUCUGUGGAACCAUUAACAUUGUUAGAAGAAAUUGAAAAGGAAAGUGCAAAAUCUCAAAAAGAACACGAGCAGUCAUCUCCAGUGCCUAAAACUGAUAAUCCCCUUUUAGGAAGUAAUGUAAAUAAGUCACAAAAGCUAGUAGACAAAAGCAAUAAAAGUCCACUUAAAUCCAGUCAUAAUUCAAAUGAGACAAAAAAUGUGCAUCACAAAAUAAGAAAUCCACCAAACAUGGAAGCUGAUGCAGAAAAUGAAAUGCAUAUAUUGGUAUGUGAACCUGUUUUUCCUUCCAGUAAAAAAUCAGCUAUGUGCUAUAAAAAAGGAGACAUUUAUUGCCCGGGUAAGAAUUACAGUUUGAGAUCAAGUGAUACAGAGAUUGAUGGUGGUGUACCUUUUGGGACUAUACAAGCUGGAGCUCUAAAAGAUGUUGAUUCUGUAGCCAGAGAGAGCUCGGAUGUGCAGUGUACCUCGACUAAGACUAAAACUGCAGUUAGGCAAAGCACUGCAGGGCCCUCAACUGUACAGAGUAUUCAUCCUGGUUCUGAGGACCAAUUAAGACACUGCAGCUCUUCUCAAAGGAGAUCUCCUAACCAACAUCGUUCCCAAACCUCAAACUCAGAAAAUCCUAUCUCAGACCAGGUAUUGUCUUCACAAAUGCAUCCUUCAAAUCCUGAUAGAGAGACAGUGGGACCACAAAGACAUCAUCCUGACCCUUCUGUUACUGGAGUUCAGAGAUUUUUGGAUUCUCUGAAAAAACCAUACAGACUGGAAUUGAAAAAUGAACCUGGGAAACCAUAUUUAAAACAUAUCAUUAUUGAUGGAAGCAAUGUUGCAAUCACUCACGGUCUAAGGAAAUUCUUUUCCUGUCGAGGAAUUGCAAUAGCUGUUGACUACUUUUGGAAACGUGGCCACAGAAAUAUUACUGUGUUUGUUCCACAAUGGAGAACAAGACGUGAUCCUAACAUUACAGAGCAGGAUUUCUUAACAAAGCUCCAGGAUGUUGGAAUAUUAUCUUUAACCCCUGCAAGGGUGGUUUUAGGGGCAAGAAUUGCUUCUCAUGAUGACAGGUUUUUAUUACACCUUGCUGAUAAAACUGGAGGUGUUAUUGUGACUAAUGAUAACUUCAGAGAAUUUGUAACAGAAUCAAAUGCCUGGAGAGAAAUUAUUCAAAGAAGGCUGCUCCAGUACACUUUUGCUGGUGACAUAUUUAUGGUUCCUGAUGAUCCUUUGGGAAGAAAUGGACCUAGAUUAGAUGAAUUCCUUCAAAAUGAAGACUUUUCUAGCCUGUUCAGAAACUGCUGGUGACAUUUGCAUCUAAUCAAGAUCCCUCUCAGAGCUAAGAUAAGUAAAACAAUGACUUCCUCUGAGAUUCAAUUGUGAUGGCUUUCAUACAAAGGUGGUCCAAACUAUGUUAACAUCACACAAAGCUACCAGUGGUUUGGAUAUGGUGGUAGCCUGGUAUCCUGUUAGUUAUGGUGAUGUUAUUUAAAACACCUUGGUUUAUCACUUACUCAUGGUGGGGCAAUAGGUGCUACAAAAGAAACUCUACACUCAGUCAUGGGAGAGGCAUUUCUCUUUUCACUUGAGAUGUGAAAUUGUGCUGUUAAUAAAACAAUUUUUUGAGGGGCAUUGUUAUUAAAUGCUUUAUUAAUAUUUUUAAAUAUUAAUAUAUAUACAGUUCCUAUAAGAUUAUUAUACUUUUAAAAUGUUCAUAUAUUCCAAGUAUGAAUUUGCUUUACAUUAGCCAUUAAGAUGUGGGAAUGGGUUUGCUCUUUUGUGUGAGAAAAUGGGCUGCUCUUUGCUUUUCUUUCACCACUUUAAGAAUAUAAAUGCUAAUGGUAGUGAGCAGUAUUCAGAGAUCUUUCAGAAACAACUGAAGUAAUUAAAAAUCAGUAAUAAAAAAGGCAAGUUGUACUUAACUAAUUGUUUGUGUAAAUUUUUAUCUCAGCUAUUGGAAACAACUGAGGAAAGUGAGAAGUAUAUACCAGAAGGUCACAGGUUGAUCUGAAAAUAACCAUGUUUAAUGUUGACAUGAAAAAAGCGAGUUUAGUUCUAGAACUCCAGUAGAAAAUGCUAAGAAAGUAAUGUAGCACUUAUUUUAAGUACAUAUGUAAGUACAUGAUGCAUAAUUACAAAUAAUGUGUAAAUAUAUUUUGUUGGACUAGAAGGGCUCUAAUAUAAAGUCCUUAGAAGAUGUCAUUUAGAACAUUGUGGUUUAGCUGCCUAAAACACAAUGCUGUGUCUGAAAAAUGUGAAAGCAGUAUGAUUUGAUAGGUGACUGUGCUGACUGUAAAAAUGGAAAGAGAUUCUUCUGAGAAGACUGUAGAAGAGCUCAGGUUCCUAUCAGUAAACUUGGAACUGGAAGUAGGCUUUGAUUUUUGGGGUGGUGGGUUUUGGGGUUUUUUUAGGGUUUUGGGUUUUUUUUAAGGGGAAUAGAUUGUUUGGGUUUUUUUUUUUGUUGUAUUUAUAUUGAUGUUUUUGACAGAGAAGAGGUGCUAGUGUAAAGAGUUAAUUUUGCUCCUUCCCUGAGACUUUUCUACUUGAAUUAAAUAGUGCAGAAAGCAUAAAUGGCACCAGGAGCAAGAUCAGAAUCUAGAAGGAUCCUGAGCAAUUAAGAGAGCCUUGCCAUAUUGAGUAAUGAGAGGUGUCCUAACCUAAAUGCUUUUAAAAUAGAGGUCUGUAAUUUAGAUACUGUUUCUCUUGGUGGUAGGAAACUAGACUGUAACAUGAGCUCCAGUUUCUUUGUUUUCUUUAUUACCUAGUGGCAUCUGAAGUAGACUUGGCCCUAAAUUCUGUCGUGCUAACAAGUUUUGAGUAGCAACAGCUUUUCAAAGUCUGACGUGAAAUCUUAAUAAUUAAGGAAGAAUAUUCAGAUCUUGACACUGCGGAAAAACUUCAUUGCCCCAUUUAGGAUAUCAUUCCAGGGGAAACAACAGCUUGGUCUAAAAGUGAGCACAGCUCGGUCAUGAGUAAAAGUAGAUGAGGAAUAGUCUUUUGGAGCAUCUGGAAGCCUCUUUGCUCUGUCAGUAUUUUCACAUGCUCUGAGUCGUGUGUGUGUGUGUUCAAUAUGUCUUUUUAUCCAUUUGGUUCAAUAACACUGGUGUUGGCUCUUCCAUACGAUAAGCUUUGACCUUUGCUGUUUUCUGUCAAGUACUUGCAAUUUAUUGUUUCUAGUCUGAGACAAUGUUAAUGUUAUUUAGUCAUGACAGAUUCAAAUUGAAAACUGUUAUACCUACUGUUUUGUCUCACUUUGAAAAAAUACUUAUUACUUGAUUCCAAUCCAUAACUAGCUGAGCAGCACUGAAGUAGAGGGGUUAUACUCAUUUUUCUUUUCUGUGUUUUUACAGAGACAGCUAACAUCUCCUUAAUCAGAAUUUUUGUUUUGUUCCAUAGAGGUUUCCAGUCAGCACCAAGGGUUUUCCAGAGCAGUAGACAGCAUUCUCCUGAGACACCUUUCUUCACACCAGUCUCCAGACCAACCAGUAGCAGUCAACAACCUAGAAACAGA